GUGAUCCGUCCUAGUGUCUGCCUGUAGCAAGAUGGCGGCGGUCUCAAUGUCAGUGGCGCUGAGGCAAGCGUUGUGGGGGAGAAGGGUAGCGACUGUAGCUGCCGUUUCCGUUUCCAAGGUUUCGACCAGGUCGUUGAGCACUUCCACAUGGAGGCUGGCACAGGACCAAACUCGAGACACGCAGCUCAUAACAGUUGAUGAAAAAUUGGAUAUUACUACUUUAACUGGUGUUCCAGAAGAGCAUAUCAAAACUAGAAAAGCCAGGAUCUUUGUUCCUGCUCGCAAUAACAUGCAGUCUGGAGUAAACAACACAAAGAAAUGGAAGAUGGAGUUUGAUACCAGAGAGAGAUGGGAAAAUCCUUUGAUGGGUUGGGCGUCAACGGCUGAUCCCUUAUCCAACCUGGUUCUGACUUUUAGUACUAAAGAAGAUGCAAUUGCCUUUGCAGAAAAAAAUGGAUGGAGCUAUGAUGUUGAGGAGAGAAAGGUUCCAAAACCUAAGUCCAAGUCUUAUGGCGCAAACUUUUCUUGGAAUAAAAGAACAAGAGUAUCCACAAAAUAGGUUGGCAUGGACUGUAUCUCUGUGCUUGACUGUGAAUAAAGUCAGCUGUGCAGUAUUUAUAGUCUGUGUAUAAUACACCUCUUAAUCUCCUAAUAAAUUUGACCUUUAAACUACAGAAA
Molecule: messenger RNA, 678 nt
Organism: Capra hircus (goat)
Lineage: Eukaryota; Metazoa; Chordata; Mammalia; Artiodactyla; Bovidae
Gene: NDUFS4
Product: NADH:ubiquinone oxidoreductase subunit S4
Exons: 5
Coding region: 32-559 (175 amino acids)
Biological process (GO): electron transport chain
Source: RefSeq, a predicted model, not a curated record